GGUGUCAUGGCGUCCGUCGAGGUGGCAGCGCCUGAAGCUGCCGGGAGGAGCCGCUGAAGCCGCGCUCCGAGCCGGGGAGGGAGUAAUGGCCGGGGCGCUGGGACUCUUUGACUAGGCGCCAGCAGGAGCCCGGUUGUUCCUGCGCGUGCGAGCCGGGCGGGGUGGCAGGAGCCGGCUCUCCGAGCCCAGGCUGCCCAGCCCCCGGGGGAGAUAGCGAGCCGGGGCUGAGCUGUUCUGGGGUCCGGCGCCAACCCUGGUGCGGGUGCUGCCUCGGGGAGGCCUCUGGCCAGCGCUGAGGACAGUUGGGGUCCGUUGAGCAGCAGCGGAGAUGGCCUCCUGGUUAGGGGGCCUGGGCUCGGGGCUGGGCCAGUCCCUGGGGCAGGUAGGGGGCAGCUUGUCCUCCCUUACCGGCCAGAUCUCCAGCUUCACCAAAGACAUCCUGCUGGAGGGCACCGAGGAAGUGGGAGAUGCACCAACAGAACUCCAAGUAUCCAGUUCUAGGCUAAGAGAAAUAGAAAGUACUCAUGCAUCACAGAGAUUGGAGAAUGAGAGACUGAAGAAGGUUUGCAGUGAUCUAGAAGAAAAGCAUGAAGCAGCAGAGCUUCAGAUAAAGCAGUUGUCCAUAGAGUACCGAAAUCAGCUGCAGCAAAGAGAGGUUGAAAUCAGCCAUCUAAAAGCUAGACAGAAUGCACUACAGGAACAAUUGCAGAAGUUGCAGACAGCUGCUCAGUCAGCACAGUUAGGAGCUGGUGUUUUGCCACCAACCACUACAUCAGCUUCCUUUGUUCCAGUGGUUAGACAUCAUUCUUCAGGUUUUCAAGGGGAUGACAUGGACUUUGGAGAUGUAAUCUGGUCCCAGCAAGAAAUAAACAGAUUGUCCAAUGAAGUUUCUAGACUUGAAUCUGAGGUUGACCACUGGAUGCUGAUAGCACAGUCUUCCAGAGUACAAGGAACAAAUAAUGCUGAUCAAAGUGAAAUCUGCAAGCUGCAAAAUAUUAUCAAAGAGCUGAAACAGAAUUUAAGUCAAGAUAUAGAUGAACAUCAGCAUGAGCUUUCAGUAUUACAGGAUGCACAUCGACAGAAACUAGCAGAGAUAAGUCGUCGGCACCGGGAGGAAUUAAGUGAAUAUGAGGAGCGAAUUGAAGAACUUGAAAAUCAGUUACAGCAAGGUGGUGCAGGCAUUGAAAUCACUGAUCAUUCUAAAAUUAGCGACCUGCAAAAGAACAUUCAAAUCCUACAAACUGAAAAACUAGAGGACACACAGAAUAUGAAGGAACUGGAGGAUAAAGUAAAAAAUUUAAAUGAGAAAUUAUCUUCUGUAGAAAAUGAGAACAAAAUCCUGCUGAACGAGAGAGAACUGGUAAAGGUGGAAAACAGCCAAAUAACACAAGAAUAUGAAAGACUGAAAUCUGAGUUUAUUAAGCUUCAAAAUUAUGUUGCAGAACAGGAGACCCUUCUGAAAGAACAGGGGAAAAAACUCCCACUGAUGACAUCGUCAGAGGAAGAAGUGCUCAGACUACAACAAGCACUGUUGGAUGCAGAAAAAGAAAUAAUGAGACUUAAUACCUUAAAUCAGGCUGAUAGUUUUAUUGGUGCAGGAGAAGAUGGUCUAAAGGUUAAAACAGAUACACAAGUUUUAAAAGAAGAAAAUCAUAAACUAGGAAAAGAAAAAGAAGAACUUCAGAAGAAACUGGCAAGUUUACAACAUAAAAAUGAGGAUAUUACAUCUGCGUCUAUUGAAGACACGAAUUUGGAAUUAAAUCAAUUAAGGCAAGAGUUGGAAAGGAAGGAGGAUGAACUCAAAGAAAGUAUUACAGAAAGAGCAACACUAACAGCAGAAUUAGAAGAAUUGGACAAGCAGAAUCAAGAAACUAUGCAGCAUAUGAUUACCCUGAAAGAGCAGCUAUCAAAACAGCAUACAGAAGCUGAUAGUACCAUCAACCAGCUGAAACUUGACAUAGAUUUUGAAAGAAGGAAAGUGUCUGAAGUAGAAGCUGAGAAGAUGGAAAUGAGUAAGGAACUAGAAACCCAGAAAUCAAAAAUGAACCACUGUACAUUUGCACUUAAUGAUUUGCAUAUGAGUAAUCAGCAGCUUCAGCAUAACAUUAAGGAUUUACAAGAACAACUAAAGAAAUCCCAAGAUUGUAACUUGAAUAAUAAAAAGGAAAUUGCAGAAUUGAAGCAAAAUCUGAAACAAAAAGAGGAGGAACUUUCUGUUUCCCAGAAUGAGUUAACAAAGAUAAUUAAUCAAGAACCUAACAGUAACUCUCAAGAUCUUUCACUUAAAGAAAGAGAAGCAGAAAUUGCAAAACUAAAUAAAGACAUUUCAGAAAAUAAACAACUAAAUCGAAAUUUGGAGAAAUCAGUUUGUGAUCUUAAAAUGGAAAAUGGAAAGCUUCUGGCAGUCUGUGAAGAACUAAAACAGCAGUUGCAUGAAGCCUUUGCUGAGAAAAAUAAGGUUUCCCUGGAAAAAGAUACUAUGUUGGAGGUUUUGAAAAUGGAAAAAGGACAGUUGGAAACUGAAUUAAGCCAGACCGAAAAGCGGCUGUUGGAACAAGCACAAAAAUAUGAACAAACCAUUGAGGACCUGUCAAAUGCACGUAACAUGAACACCAAUGCAUUACAGCUUGAACAUGAGCGUCUAGUGAAAUGUAAUCAAGAGAGGGACUUUGAGAUAGCAGAACUCAAAAGAAACAUUGAGCAGAUGGAAGCCGACCAUGAAGAAACUAAAGAGAUGUUGACAACUAGCUUAGGAGGACAAAAGCAGUUGACAGAACUCAUAAAAGAGAAAGAGGUGUUUGUUGAAAAAUUUAAAACUAGAGCUCUAGAGUUGCAACAGGAACUUGAGGAAUAUGUUAAGGAUUCCAAAAAGCAUGAGAUUUUAAGACAACAUUUAGAAGAAAAGGACAAAAGUCUUGCAGCCAUGAAAGAAGAAAACAAUCAUCUGAAAGAAGAGAUUGAAAGACUAAAGGACCAGCAAAGCAGAUCUCCACCUGUGGCUGAGCCUAAAACACUUGAUAUUAUUACUGAACUUGAAGCUGAGAUAACACAGUUACAUGUAAUAAAGAAUAAUCUUGAAGAAGAAAUAAAACUUCACAAAAAAACAAUUGAAGAUCAGAGUCAAAAUACUGUGCAACUUCAACAGUCUUUGCAGGAGCAUAAAAGGGAAAUAGAUGAGUCCAAAUUUCAGUAUGAGCAAAUGAAUGUGUCACAUGAAAAGCUUUUCUUGGAGAAAGAUGAGGAAAUUAAAAGUUUGCAGAAAACAAUUGAACAAAUUAAAACUCAGUUGCACAAUGAGAGGCACGUCUUUCAGACAGACUCCUCUGAUCUCUUUCAAGAAACCAAAGCCCAGACACUUAAUGGAGAAAAUGGCAACGAAAAACAUGACUUGUCUAAGUCUGAAAUUGAAAGACUAGUAAAAGGUAUCAAAGAGAGAGAAAAGGAGAUUAAGCUUCUGAAUGAAAAGAAUGUCGUCUUAACUCAACAAAUUGAUCACUUGUCUAAAGAUCAAGUUGGUAAACUCACUCAGAUCAUCCAAGAGAAAGACUUUGAGUUACAAGCUCUCCAUGCAAGUAUUUCCUCUUCAUCAUAUAGACAGGAUGUUCUGUACCUUCGACAGCAACUGCAAGCCUAUGCCAUGGAAAGAGAACAGGUGCUGGCCGUUUUGAGUGAAAAAACUAGAGAAAACAGUCAGUUAAAAACAGAGUAUCAUAAAAUCAUGGAUAUGGUAGCAGCUAAGGAAACUGCUCUGAUGAAGUUGCAAGAAGAGAACCAAAAAUUAUCUAAUAGGUUUGAAAGUAGCAGCCAAGAUAUGUUUAGAGAGACUAUUCAGAAUUUGUCCCGUAUCAUUCGAGAGAAAGAUAUUGAAAUAGAUGCCUUGAGUCAAAAAUGCCAAACCUUAUUGACUGUCCUACAGACAUCCAACAUAGGUACUGACAGUGGGUCAGGAGGUGUUAACAGUAAUCAGUUUGAGGAGCUUUUACAAGAGCGUGACAAAUUAAAGCAACAAGUAAAGAAGAUGGAAGAGUGGAAGCAACAAGUAAUGACUACAGUCCAGAACAUGCAGCAUGAGUCAGCUCAUCUCCAAGAGGAGCUACACAAGCUUCAGGCACAAAUUUCAGUUGACAGUGAUAGCAGUUCUAAAUUACAGAUGGAUUAUAAUGGCUUGAUCCAGAGUUAUGAGCAGAAUGAGAAAAAAAUGAAAAGUUUUAGUCAGGAGUUAGCACAAGUUCAGCAUCGUAUAGGACAGCUUCAUAAUACCAAGGAUCUUCUUCUGGGAAAACUUGAUAUGGUAACACCGCCUCUACUGAUGGCUUCUUCUGUUUCACAAGCAUCAGAUAUUCCAAGCAGUACUCCUCCUGAAAUAGUCAGUGAUGCGUCGAAACUCCUUCAACAGGAAUUGGAGCAGCUUAAAAAAAUGUUACAAGAAAAAGAUGUGACUAUCAGAAUUCUUAAGGAAAAUAAUCAAAGACUGUCUGAUUCCAUGGCUGCAACAUCAGAGUUAGAAAGAAAGGGACAAAAGGACACUGAUCCGGAGAUGAAGCAGAUAAAGGGAAAAUGUGAUGUUUUCCAGAAGUCACUUAGGGAAAAAGACCUCUUGAUUAAGUCUAAAAGUGAUCAGUUACUUUCUGUAAGUGAAAAUCUUAGUAACAAAGAAAAUGAAAAUGAGCUUUUAAAACAAGCCGUCACUAAUCUUAAAGAAAGAAACCUAAUUUUAGAAAUGGACAUCUGUAAGCUGAAAGAAGAAAAUGAACAAAUAGUAGCAAGAUGCAGGGAGAAAGAAACCGAAUUCCGGGCAUUACAAGAGACUAACAUGCAAUUUUCAAUGAUGCUGAAAGAGAGAGAAUUUGAAUCCCACUCAAUAAAAGAAAAAGCUCUUGCCUUUGAAAAACUAUUGAAAGAAAAAGAACAGGGCAAGAUGGGGGAGUUGAAUCAUCUGUUAAAUGAAGUUAAGUCAAUGCAAGAAAAGGCUGUUUCUUUUCAGCAAGAAAGAGACCAAGUCAUGUUAGCACUCAAACAGAAACAAAUGGACAGCAGUGCCCUACAGAAUGAGGUGCAGCAUUUACGUGAUAAGGAGCAGCGUCUAAACCAGGAACUGGAGAGGUUGCGCAAUCACCUCUUAGAAAUGGAGGACUCCUAUACACAGGAAGCUUUAGCUGCAGAGGACCGAGAGACCAAGCUAAGAAAGAAGGUCAUGGUUUUGGAGGAAAAACUAGUAUCCUCUUCUACUGCAGUGGAAAAUGCCAGCCAUCAAGCUAGUCUGCAGGUGGAAUCCUUGCAAGAGCAGCUGAACCUAGUGUCCAGGCAGAGAGAUGAAACUUUGCUACAGCUUACCAUGUCACAGGAUCAGGUGAAACAGUAUGCACUGUCACUGGCCAACCUGCAGAUGGUACUAGAGCAAUUCCAGCAGGAGGAGAAAGCCAUGUAUUCAGCAGAACUAGAAAAACACCAAAAACAGACUGCAGAAUGGAAAAAAAAAGCUGAAAAGCUAGAAGGGAGGGUUGAGUCUUUACAGGAAAGUUUAGAGGAAGCAAAUGCUGCCUUGGAUGCAGCAUCAAGGCUGACUGAGCAGUUGGAUCUCAAAGAGGAGCAAAUUGAGGACCUUAGGAAACAAGGUGAGAUCAAACAAGAAAUGUUAGAAGAUGCACAAAACAAACUAAUGAACCUUAUAAACAGCACAGAAGGGAAAGUGGACAAGGUCUUGAUGAGAAAUCUCUUCAUUGGGCAUUUUCAUACUCCAAAGAAUAAGCGUCAUGAGGUCUUAAGGUUAAUGGGAAGUAUUUUGGGGAUCAAAAAGGAAGAGCUAGAUCAGUUAUUGUCUGAAGACCAAAAAGGUGUUACCAGAUGGAUGACUGGUUGGCUUGGUGGAGGAGGAGCUGGAUCAAAGAGUGUCCCAAGCACACCUAUAAGACCAACUAAUCAAUCUGUUUUCAAUAGUUCUUUUUCAGAACUGUUUGUGAAGUUCCUUGAAACAGAAUCACGUCCAAACCUUCCCCUACCCACGCUCUCUGUUCAUGAUAUGAAACCUUUAGGAGCAGCAGGAAUUUGUAAUCCUAGUAGUACCAGAUCCAGCAGCCAUACAGAAACUACAGGCUCAGGAACCAGUAGAAGACCAGAUGCGAAUCCAUUCUUGGCACCCCGAUCUGCAGCAGUGCCCCUAAUCACCCCCACUUCUCUUGGAGCUGGUGGAUCGGGGCAUCUGCUUAUGAAAUCUAUUUCUGAUGCCUUGCCUACUUUUACACCACUGCCAGUGUUGCCUGAUGCCAGUGCUGGUGCUGUACUAAAAGACCUCUUGAAACAAUAGAUGAUUCUGAAUCAAUAUUGACGAUGAUAGCACUUUAAGGAAAAUGAGAACUCUAUAUUUUAUAUAAUUGAUCACAAAGAGGCCUUUUGUAAAAAGCUGUGUAUUUGUUUGCAGAUGUACUUGGUUUUUCUUUUAAAUUUAAUUAUGAACUAAAUAGUGCUUUGGAAAUUGUAGGAGUCACAGGAAUAACUGCCUUCUUUGUUCAUAUUGGUUCUGAGGUAGGUUUUAAACUGGAGAAAAAUUAUUCUAUCUCAGUUGUAGAAUUGCAAAACAAACUGUAGGACUCAUAAACACUAGCUGUACUCUGAGUUGUUUCAGGAGUGCAACAGCAAUAUUAACUCUUUGGUAUUGGGGUCAGUUUGUCAAAGAGCACAAUCUGUUAUUGACAAUGGGCAUGUGAGGAACCACCACUGCAAAUUAAUUAAUCCAAAAUUAAUAUAGAAUAAUAUUUGGGGUGUCCAUUCAUGACACAAAUUCCAAAGAAGGAGGUCAGGAAGCAUGUAGGAGCUUGAUUAUUGGAGACAACAAAAAUACUUGCAGUUACCCAACUAUAUUUACGUAAAAACAUAUCCCUCUCUUAAUAAGAGGAUAAGUUGCACCCCAAAUUUUGGGCCACUUUGAGGCACAUCAAUCCUUUUUGUACCAGGAGCUAUAUUUUUCCCAGUCUAAUAGCUGCUUAUGGCAAUCCAAAACCAUCGGCACCAAGGUGUUAAUUCUGGAAACAAAGGAGUUAGAGAAUAUCUUUGAUUUUUUUUCUAAAAACUUCCAUGUGGUGAAUAGCUAUCAAUGGAGAAUUUAAACAGAUCCAUGGGAAUAUUAAUAUAUAUAUACAUGCUGCAGUACUGUAAUGGUUUAAGAUGUAUAUUUAAAAGACUUUUAUCUUGCAGGAUUUGAUUUGAAACAGGUUUAAAGUUUGAACAUAUGUAUAGAACUUAGGUAAAUAGAUGUUUACUUAUCCCAGAUUUGUAAAUAGGUCUAUAUAAGACCGGAGCCAAAGCCAAUUAUUAUGUAAAUGUUGCUGUGAUGAUUUGUACACUUUAUACUACAUGUUGCAGAUAAAGUAUUGAAUUGCAUACUGAAAGUUAAAACUAACCUUCUUAGAAAAACAAUUAAAAUCUGCAACAAAGCUUCUUCGUUUAAAAAUGUCUAGUUUCUAAUCCUGUUUAUGCCAUUCCUUGUUUAGUCGGUGUUAAAGGUGAUUAUUGUGCAAGUUCUAUAUUAGAACUGUCAGCCUUUAAUUCUCUCCAUUUUCAUUACGUACCCUUAGUUUAAAUCGUUGCGAGAGUGAUGUUUAAAUAAAAUUAAUCACAGAAUCUUGUAUAGAAUCUGCCAAAAUAAUGAAUGCAACAAAACUUUUCUUUAUUUAUAUAUAGAUAAAAUGGUAAAAUCCCUUCAUUUCCCUUAAACUGUUCUCUAGAAAAGUUUCUCAAUUUGUUACUCCAGCCUUUACGAAGAAUUCAACUUCGGAAUCACUUUCAUACGAUAAUGACAUUCCCCAAUGUAGCAGAGUUUUAUGGAUUUGAAAUGGAAGGGUAAGGCAAUUUUAGAAGCAGAUCAAUCAUGUUGAAUUUUUGUUUCAGAUCACUAGUAUCUGUUAUAAAAUCUCUAUUAUGGAUAAAUUAAUGAAUGCAUUCAAGUCCUUUGAAAUUUGAUUUCUGAAAGGUCAGUAGGCUUAUUGGAUGUAUGAAAGCAAGUAUUAUGUUGUAUAAGAACUAAAUUUUAAAUUCCUAUUAAAUUUUUGGAUACCUUUGUUGAGAAUAUUCAGGUAGGUUACUUAAAAUGUGUAUUGUCAUUGAAAAACCACCAUCAUGGAAUGGUUAUUUUUUUGUCCAAAAGACUCUAAAGAAAGUUUAAACCAUGUGGUGUAUCUGUGCAAUCUCUUAUAUACGUGUAAUUAUAUUUAUUUCAGGGUGAGCAAUCACUUCAAAUAAAAUCCUUUUGAUGAGCUGAUAUAUACAGAAAUGUUUACCUUUUAAAAAUAAUGUAUUUUAGAGAUUAUUAAUACAAGUGGACACAUGCUGGCAGCUGUCUCCCGAAUUUAGUGGUUGACAGCCACAUUUUGGCUGAUUACUGUUUUUCACAAAAAAAUCAUCUUGAUUUUUAAAAAUUAUAUAGAACUUAAAAUGCACAGAAGUGAAACAAGUUAGCUUCAUAGCUAGCAGGAAAUAAUGCAUAUUGGUACCAUUGACUUCAUUGGGCUUUAGAUCAGGUCUGUUAUGCAAUAGCUUGGUAACUGCCACCUAAAUCUUCCCAUCCUCUGGAAAACUUGGGCAGGGGGCAAAAAUAGUCAGGAAAUGUCAGAGUAUCUAAUUCAUGUUUCUCUUGGAGAAAGGAAAAUGUAUCAAAUUCUAAGAAGCCCAUGGAAUUGCAGAGAUUGCUUCUGUAGGCUUGGGGGUAUCUGUUUAGAGGGACUGUGGUUCCCCCACUGCAUUCCUCCUUGGGAAAUAAUACUGUUCAGUCCAUUAUUUAGCCACUAGAGAGUAAAGAAAGGACUGAGUUGACUUAAUCACACUUCCUGCUGCUAUUGUAAGUAAUGCCCAAGAUUGCUAUUACUGAAAGAUUAGUGGAAAUAUCUUUUCUUUCUCUUUAUUGACUUUAUGCAUUUAAUGAUUCUUUGUACAUAGUCUGUUUCCCAUAUUUACAGGCAAUUAGUUAAUCAGUUUUUCCUGUUAUUUGUGUGGGUCUUUCCCACAGUAGUGGCAAGGGAGAAACAUUUUACAUAGCAAAAAGGUGAGUAUAAAAUCACAAAUUGUCUGUGGGGCUUAGGAGCAGGUGCAGUCCUUGAAACUUCUUUUCACUUUUUCUUAAUGGACUAGAUUUUACGUUUUUAAUUUGACUGUGACCCCAAACCUCCUUUCCCGCAGGAAGAGCUGCAUAGUGAGUGCUCCCCAGGCUUGAUCUUAUAGGCCCUUCUAUUAUCUGCAGUGGGAGAACUACAUGAUGUUAAUGUGAAGAAGCUUUUGGCAGGCUCAAUAUAAAGGGAAAAUCAGAAAUUGCACCAUUUUGGAUUCUUUGCUCAACUCCAUGCUACACAAAUGAAGGGAAGUAUCUGGCACUUCGUAGUAGUUCUGUUGGAAACCAGGGGCAUUAUGCAAUAACUUACAUCUUGCAUUAAAGCUCUUCUGUGCAACUGUAUCUGCAACUGGCUUAUAUCACUGGUGUUCAAUAAAAAUGAACACGACUCGUUUAUCACAGUGUAAACAAACUGUUGGCAGCAACCUAGGUAGACACAACUAAGUCAAAUGGCAACUCAUAAUCUGCAUCUCAUUUACCUUCCUGAUAAUUUAUGCACUUGACAAUGAUUUUUCACUAAUAAUUUGUAACAAGGCAGGCUACUUGAAAGAAGAAUUUAUAAAGCAAUGGUUGACUGAUACAGUUGCAUUAUUAGUACAGAACAAAAUGUCAUUUAACUCCAUAAAUGUUUCUUUCACUUAUAAGUAGGCUUGGAAGAAGGAUUAGUUUAUCGGUAAAUGUUGGUAAAUGUUUAUUUCACUGUUUACACACAAAUCAGAUGAAAAUAAAAUGUCUUGUCAAUGAUAAUUGAAAUUUACAGAUAGGCAAAGUAAGAAAAACACUGCUUGAGAACUUAUUGGACUCAAAACCCAGUGAUUUAGACUUCUGAAUUAGGCUGAUUACAAAUGGACUAGCAAUUGAUUAGUAAAAAUAAGUAUAUGUUGAUAUUUUUAAAAUUAGUAAAAAUA
Molecule: messenger RNA, 10005 nt
Organism: Terrapene triunguis (Three-toed box turtle)
Lineage: Eukaryota; Metazoa; Chordata; Testudines; Emydidae
Gene: TRIP11
Product: thyroid hormone receptor interactor 11
Exons: 21
Coding region: 329-6304 (1991 amino acids)
Biological process (GO): Golgi organization; endoplasmic reticulum to Golgi vesicle-mediated transport
Cellular component (GO): Golgi apparatus
Molecular function (GO): small GTPase binding
Source: RefSeq, a predicted model, not a curated record